This is a messenger RNA of Ailuropoda melanoleuca (giant panda), 3148 nucleotides long. RefSeq names its product oxysterol binding protein like 9 (gene OSBPL9). NCBI's taxonomy places the organism in Eukaryota, Metazoa, Chordata, Mammalia, Carnivora, Ursidae. The record is from RefSeq and is a predicted model, not a curated record. Bases 34 to 2139 code for a protein of 701 amino acids. Gene Ontology annotation, cellular component: membrane; Golgi apparatus; cytosol. The transcript has 23 exons. Gene Ontology annotation, molecular function: sterol binding.
UCAGGUCGUUUGUUGUCAUUGGCGGCUCCCAAGAUGGCGUCCAUCAUGGAAGGGCCGCUGAGUAAAUGGACUAACGUGAUGAAGGGCUGGCAGUACCGUUGGUUUGUGCUGGACUACAAUGCAGGGCUGCUCUCCUAUUACACGUCCAAGGACAAAAUGAUGAGAGGCUCUCGCAGAGGAUGUGUUAGACUCAGGGGAGCUGUGAUUGGUAUAGACGAUGAGGACGACAGCACCUUCACAAUAACUGUUGAUCAGAAAACCUUCCAUUUCCAGGCUCGUGAUGCUGAUGAGAGAGAGAAGUGGAUCCAUGCCUUAGAAGAAACAAUUCUUCGACAUACUCUUCAGCUUCAAGGUUUGGAUUCAGGAUUUGUUCCUAGUGUCCAAGACUUUGAUAAGAAACUUACAGAGGCUGAUGCUUACCUACAAAUCUUGAUAGAACAAUUAAAGCUUUUUGAUGACAAACUUCAAAACUGCAAAGAUGAUGAACAAAGAAAGAAAAUUGAAACUCUCAAAGAGACAACAAAUAGCAUGGUAGAAUCAAUUAAACACUGCAUUGUGUUGCUGCAGAUUGCUAAAGACCAGUGUAAUGCGGAGAAGCACGCAGAUGGAAUUAUAAGUACUAUUAAUCCUGUAGAUGCAAUAUAUCAACCUAGUCCCUUGGAACCUGUGAUCAACACAAUGCCUACCCAGACUGUCUUACCUCCAGGCAGUGGGCACUCACCACCUAGUAGCAGUUUGACUUCUCCAAGCCAUGUCAACUUGUCUCCAAAUACUGUCCCCGAGUUCUCUUAUUCUAGCAGUGAAGACGAAUUCUAUGAUGCUGAUGAAUUCCAUCAAAGUGGCUCAUCCCCAAAGUGCUUAAUAGAUUCCUCUGGAUCUGCCUCAGCCUUGACACACAGCAGCUCAGGAAAUAGUCUAAAGCGCCCAGAUACCACAGAGUCACUUAAUUCUUCCAUGUCCAAUGGAACAAGUGAUGCUGACCUUUUCGACUCACAUGAUGAUAGAGAUGAUGAAGGGGAGGCAGGAUCAGUGGAAGAGCACAAAAGCGUUAUCAUGCAUCUCUUGUCACAGGUUAGGCUUGGAAUGGAUCUUACUAAGGUAGUUCUUCCAACAUUCAUUCUUGAAAGAAGAUCUCUUUUAGAAAUGUAUGCAGACUUUUUUGCACAUCCGGACCUGUUUGUGAGCAUUAGUGACCAGAAGGAUGCCAGAGAUCGAAUGGUUCAGGUUGUGAAGUGGUACCUCUCCGCCUUUCACGCAGGAAGGAAAGGAUCGGUUGCCAAAAAGCCAUACAACCCCAUUUUGGGCGAAAUCUUUCAGUGUCACUGGACAUUGCCAAAUGAUACUGAAGAGAACGCAGAGCUAGUUUCAGAAGGACCGGUUCCCUGGGUUUCCAAAAACUGUGUGACAUUCGUGGCUGAACAGGUUUCCCAUCACCCACCCAUUUCAGCUUUUUAUGCUGAGUGUUUUAACAAGAAGAUACAAUUCAAUGCUCAUAUCUGGACCAAAUCAAAAUUCCUCGGGAUGUCGAUUGGGGUACACAACAUAGGGCAGGGCUGUGUCUCGUGUCUAGAUUAUGACGAACAUUAUAUUCUCACAUUCCCCAAUGGUUAUGGAAGGUCUAUCCUCACAGUGCCCUGGGUGGAACUAGGCGGAGAAUGCAAUAUCAAUUGUUCCAAAACCGGCUAUAGUGCAAAUAUCGUCUUCCACACUAAACCUUUCUAUGGGGGCAAGAAGCACAGAAUUACUGCUGAGAUUUUUUCUCCAAAUGACAAGAAGUCUUUUUGCUCAGUUGAAGGAGAAUGGAAUGGUGUAAUGUAUGCAAAAUAUGCAACAGGGGAAAAUGCAGUUUUUAUAGAUACCAAGAAGUUGCCUAUAAUUAAGAAGAAAGUGAGGAAGUUGGAAGAUCAGAAUGAGUAUGAAUCCCGCUGCCUUUGGAAGGAUGUCACUUUCAACUUAAAAAUCAGAGACAUUGAUGCAGCAACCGAAGCCAAGCAUAGACUUGAAGAAAGACAAAGAGCAGAAGCUCGGGAAAGGAAGGAGAAGGAAAUUCAGUGGGAGACAAGGUUAUUUCAUGAAGAUGGAGAAUGUUGGGUUUACGAUGAACCAUUACUGAAACGUCUUGGUGCUGCCAAGCAUUAGGUUGGGAAAUGCAAAGUUUACACCUGACGACCAGGGCAAUAGGCAUAAUUAAGCAACAAUCUUCCUUUGGGAGAACCUAUUCACUCCCUUCUUAUUGCAGUGGUUCCUAUCUCAGGGAUACUGGACUUUCUGAUGCAGAUGAACAAUUAAAGCAAGAAAAGCUUCCCUUUUUUCCUUUUCUGUGGCAGUUACAAUUUUGACUUCAGUCCUGAGAAUNACUUCAGGUUUUGAAAACAAGAUGUCUGCUUUUUUCCCCAAACCCUGUGCUUUGAAAAGCAUUUAUAAAUCCCGGUCUUAAACCUUGCACACCUAGUAUGGCUGUUAAGAUAUACAUCUGUUCCUAGUUCAUUUAAUCUUGGGUUCUACAUACAUAUACACACACACAUAUACCUAAUGCCAGAUUUUUCAUAAAUACUCCAUCUGUAAAUAUUGGUUUCUCUGAGUUGUUUUAGAAACUUAGUGCAAUGUAUUAAAAUCAAGUGUUAGGAAAUUUCAUGGCCUCACCUAUAACAACUUGUUUUGGAAUUGGACUAUUAAAUUGUAUCUAACUCUGGACUAUAUUUAAUUAUACUCAGUGCUUCUUAAGGCUUCAUAAAGUAAUUUUUCCAAAUUUUUUUUAAAUGUGUUUCUUUCAUUACCUGGCAACCCUGAAUCCAGGAGCUAAGUAGCUUUAUACAAGGACUCUCCUAAAACAAUGGAGGGUCCAACCUUUUUCUCAACCCUCCCUCAUACUCUUGUGUUCUGUGUUUAGCCCCCACUAUGCUAUUCUCCAGAGUUCCUUGAACUCUUAUACAGUACAGUACACGUAGGGCUCCCAACAUUUUAUCCAAAAAUAUUUUAUUGCCUUAGAGGGUUUAGGAAGGGGGUUUUAGGUCCCCACCCCAUACUGAAACAAAAAAGAAAGAAUGCCACAGCAGCAAAUGGCUCAUUCUGAAGGGCAUUACAGAACUAUCUAGCUAUCUUUAUUUAUUUAAAAAUACAUUACAUUACAUUAAAAAAAAAAAAAACA